Messenger RNA from Tetrahymena thermophila SB210, 2907 nucleotides. RefSeq lists its product as hypothetical. The transcript has 2 exons. NCBI's taxonomy places the organism in Eukaryota, Ciliophora, Oligohymenophorea, Hymenostomatida, Tetrahymenidae. The record is from RefSeq and is a predicted model, not a curated record.
AUGAAUACCAUUCAACAAAAAUCUAGAUAUUUAGACUUAUAGAAUAAUAGUUAAAUUGAUACAUAUGACUAAAGGCCUUACAUAAACUAAAUGAUUAGCAGUUCCUCUCAACUAGAUUUGAAAGACAUUUAAAAAUUAAAGAGAUUCAAAAGCUUUUCAAACUAAAAAUCAUUACAUUAAAACAAUGAUGAACGUUAUUACUCGCCUUAAAAAUAAAUGAUCCAAAGUUUGAAAAGGUAAUAAUCUCCUCUUUAGUAAAUGCGCUCUAUUUAAUAAGAACAUACUUAGUAGUUCUACUCAAAAAAAGGAAGUAUGGAAGAAUUUCAUAGCAAUAACAAAACUGAAAUGAUUGAUAAAAAAUAUAAAGCAGAGAAUACUAAAAAUUAUCAACAAGAAAACAGUAAUUGUAGAAGCAUUUAUAACUUAGGUAAUAAUUCACCUGUUAAGAUAGAUAAAAGUUUAGUAAAGUAAGAUAUAGAUUUACCCAAAUUAAAAUCUGAAAGUUAGAAUACAGAAGAAUAGUAGAAAUCUCCACUCUCUAAAAAAAAUUAAAGGUGUGAUAACUAAUAAGAUUUAGGUUUCAAAUUUAUUAGAGAGAGGCAUAAAAAUAGCUCAUUAAUCGAAUCAAAUUUUUAAGGAUAUAUCAAAAGAAGCUAGAAUUCCUCAAGACACUUAAGCCCUUCUAUAUAAGACUUUUAAAAUAUUAAACACAGUAAGAUUUAGUUGUAUUAGGUGACUGAUAGAGUAAAUAAUUCUAAUACUAAAGAUACCGCUAAAUAUUCUUUAAAUUCAUCAAUUUUACUUAAUUAACCAUAAAAUAAGAUGAUUGGAAUUUCUAGUGUUAUAUAAGGAUUGACUUAAAACUUAAACUAGAAUGAGAUAUAAAAACAGUAAUCUUAUAUUUAACUCUAGUUAUCUACCAAUAGAAGUAUUAGGAAAUCAAUGUCAUAGCUUAGAUCAAAUAAAAAAGUAGAGAGCCCGGAAAAACAAAACGAAAAUAGCUAGUUAGAUAAAUCAGAUUAUGAAACAACGCCAUUUAAUUAUAAUUAUACUUAAAAGAGAAAAUCAAAACUUGGAAAUAUUAAUCUUUUAGGGAAGCUGGAUUCAAACAUUUUUCCAAUGUAGUAAACUUUUAAAAUAAAUUUAUAAUAAGAAGAAUAGAAAAGCUAAAAUGACUUUAGUCCUUAAGUUUUAAAUAAGAAUGAUAAUAAUUCAGACCACAAUUCACCCAUUUUUAAAAUCAGGAAAAGAUUAAAUUCAUAAGAACAUGGGCAAUUUUCAAAUUGUAUUUAGUAAAAUUUUUUCUCUAAUCUAAAAAAGGUAUAAGUUGAUUAAGAUUUAACUCCAUAAUCGUUAAACGAAUUAGAUAAUAGUUCACCUCUACUAAAAUAAGAAAAUAAAAAUAAAUAACCUAACUAAAUAUCUUCGAUGGAGCUAAUUGCUGCAUAUAAUUAAGAUGACAGGAAAGUUUAGAAAUAAAUUCUAUUGAGGCAGGAAAUAUAAAAAAUAGCUGAAAAAGCUAUACCUAGAUUUAUCAAGCUAUGUAUAGAAAAAAACCCUGAUUGCUAAGAACUAAUGAUUAUUUGUAAUUAAGGUAUGACUAUUGAAAAAUUUUGUGAUAAAUUAGGAAAGCUUGUAACUUAUUGUAUAAAUAACUAAUCUGUAAAAAUAACGUCUUUUAACUAGAUAAAAUUAUCGUUAAGUUUGAGUGAAUAAAUUCUUAUUUUCUUACAACAAUUUUUUUUGGAAAAUAAUUUGAAUUUUUAGUUUUUUGAAGAAUUUAGCUAAAAGUUCAGAAAUAUGCAGAUGCAGCUAAGCUAAAAAUAAAUAAAUCUUUUUCAAGAACUAGGAGGUAAAAGGAGGAUAGAAUAUAUCGUUGAAGCUAUCAUAAAAAAGUUAGACAAAACGUAUAAUCUUUAACUUCAAACAAAAUUAAGCUCAAUAAUUGAUUUUUCAUUGAAUCUACUGACUGUGAAUUCUGUAGCAGUAGAUGAGAAUAUAAGAGUUUUUAAAGAUUAUAUUAAUACUUUUGGAGGAGUAGCUAAUAAAUCUAUGUAUACAAGCUAGUAUUUUUUUAGUGUUAAAUACUAAAUUUUUAGAGAAAUUUUAUUUGAAAGAGACAUCCCUUGGAGAGUUAAGAUGCUGAUUAUUGAUGAAUUUGAAAAGUUAAGAUAUAAAUAUUUUGGAGAUAUGCAUGGGUUGGGUGAAUCUGUUUCGUUUAUUGAAUUAGCUACAAAAAUAUAACAAAAUAUGAAUGAAUAACAUUGGAGCAGAAUAGGAUAUAACUAAAAAAAUUAAAAUAGUUAGAAGAGCUUUUUGAUAGAUUUAUUAAGGUUAAUAUUAGAGGGAGAAAAUGCUACGUCUUUUAAGAGAUUCCUUGAAAUAAAUUAAGUAAAUAUAAAUAAUGAAACAAUACCAAUAAUUGAAAGUCUAAUUAAGGGAAUAUUAAUCAAAGAAAAAAUAUUACCAUUACUAACUAAGUUAGAUUUUGAUUUAAAAUUUUAAAAAAUAAAGAGAUAUUUAGGGUUUGAGUGCUCAUAGAGCUAUCUGAUUUACAAUAUUGAUAACAUAUAAAUUGAGAUGUAAAAAUGGAUUUAAUAAAAUAAUAAAAUUAAUAAAAUAGAUGAUCAAACAUCUAAAAAAUACGAAGACUUAGAUUAUUUCUUUCUGCUUUUAUCUUCAGUUUUUGAAGAUAUUUGUACCUAUCACUUAGCAGACUCUGUCUAUGCCCAAGAAAUUUUAAAAGUUGAUCUUCAUUUAAUAUAGUUUUAGUUAAAGGCAUUAAAAAGAGUGCUUAUUUAAACUUAUAUCACAGCAGGUAGCUCAGAUUCAUCAAAAUACUUGGCUGAUAUAAAUUUAUUAACAUCUUAUAUGAUGAAAUACUUUAAUGAUUUUAAAUUAUUUUGA